Molecule: messenger RNA, 414 nt
Organism: Didymodactylos carnosus
Lineage: Eukaryota; Metazoa; Rotifera; Eurotatoria; Philodinida; Philodinidae
Source: the annotation of a GenBank genome assembly
AUGUCAAAAGUAAAAGAUGAACGAUAUAAUUAUUUAUCCUAUACUGGAGUAAAAGAAGAUGAAGAAAUUGUUGAGAGAUUUAAAACUCGUUGGUCAAAAGUGGUUCCGUGUGAUCCUCACAUUGACUUGGAUAAAUUUCAAUUAAUUCGAACACUAGGACGUGGAAGUUUUGGUCGAGUUGUUUUAGCAUUAUUGAAAGUAGAAAAUGCAGUAAAAGUGGGGGGUGGAAUGGAAGGAAAUAAAUUUUAUGCUAUUAAAGUAAUGGAUAAAAAGAAGUUGGUACGUUUAGAUGAAAUUUAUCCACUGUUUACCCAGAGGAUUUUUUUUAUACCAAAAAUUUCCUUUGCACGCAUUAGCUAUGUUUUAACCCAUUUAACAGCAUUAAAUAUUAAUAAACUCACAUGCGUUAAGUGA